Oxyura jamaicensis (ruddy duck) is the source of this 1905-nucleotide messenger RNA. RefSeq names its product patatin like phospholipase domain containing 4 (gene PNPLA4). The record is from RefSeq and is a predicted model, not a curated record. Gene Ontology annotation, biological process: triglyceride catabolic process; lipid homeostasis. Gene Ontology annotation, molecular function: retinyl-palmitate esterase activity; triacylglycerol lipase activity. The transcript is spliced from 9 exons. Lineage: Eukaryota; Metazoa; Chordata; Aves; Anseriformes; Anatidae. The coding region runs from base 307 to 1365 and encodes 352 amino acids. Gene Ontology annotation, cellular component: cytoplasm; lipid droplet; membrane.
GGGCGGGGAGGGAAAAGGAUGUGUGUGUGUGUGUUUAAGGUUAAAGUCGGAAAGGAGGUGGCCCGCCGAAAAACUGUCUUUCUGGCUCGAGUGUAAAAGAUUUCGUGGCUUUUCUUAACGUCGCGAUCGCUGAUGAUGUCGCUUGGCUUUCUGUGGGUGUUACACGUGAAAAGUUAUGUUUAGAAGAGGGGAAGUUUCUACUGCAUAAUUGUCGGGUCCAAGAGGUCAUCUGUUGAUAUUCCCUGUGUAACUCCAUGGUAAAACAGCUUCUGAGAGUGUCAUCAUCUGGAUCUAGAGGUUACUUUUAUGAAAAUGUGGACUGUUAGAAGUCUCUGUACUGCUCAAAUACAGUUACGUCAGUUUAAAGAAGGCAGACUGUGUAGUUGUGUAUUUCCACAAACCCAGCAGUUCUGGAUUGGAUUUCUAAACUACUGCACCCUAACAGCACCACAUGACAGACUUAAAUGCCAGGUUUCCGAGAUAAAUGUUAAACCAUCAGUAAUAGAUACAGCAGUUGCUGUUAGUGCAGAAGGAACUAAAGCAGAUGCUGGAAGGAGUCUCAGUGGAGAAUGUGAUGGAAGACAACGUGCAUUAGAAGCAAAAAUGAAACAUAUCAAUCUGUCAUUUGCAGCUUGUGGGUUUCUGGGUAUUUACCACUUGGGGGCAGCAGCUGCUCUUUACAGACAUGGUAAGAAGUUACUGAAAGUUAUAAAAGAUUAUGCUGGAGCUUCUGCGGGAUCCCUGGCUGCCACUGUCCUAUUAACAGUUCCAGAAAAUAUAGAGAAAUGUGAACAGUUUACCUAUGGAUUUGCAGAGGAAAUUAGAAAAUUGGACUUCGGUGCAGUAACGCCUGGUUACGAUUUUAUGAAAAGACUUAGGGAAGGCAUAGAGUCUAUUCUUCCUUCUAAUGCUCAUGAGAUAGUUGAAAAUCGUCUCUAUGUGUCAGUCACUAACGUGAGAAAUGGGAAAAAUUACUUGUUUUCAAGUUUUGCCUCCAGAGAGGACCUCAUUAAGGUCCUGCUAGCAAGUAGUUUUAUACCAGUGUAUGCAGGAAUGAAGCCAGUGGAAUAUAAAGGAGAGAAGUGGGUUGAUGGUGGCCUUACCAAUGGCCUUCCUAUCUUGCCUUCUGGACGAACUGUGACAAUUUCUCCUUUCAGUGGUCGAUUAGAUAUCUGUCCACAAGAUAAAGGACGUGUGGAUCUUUAUGUUAAACUUGCAAAACAAGAUAUAAUGCUGUCUCUGGCCAACCUAGUAAGACUUAAUCAAGCUAUGUUCCCACCAAACCAAGAGAAAAUGGAAUCACUGUACCAAAAUGGAUUUGAUGAUGCUGUUCAUUUUUUACUAAAAGAAAACUGGUUUGAAUAGAUAGUACAUAGAAAACAAACAAAACCUGAUGGCUGUUGAAGUACAGCAUUAGGUAUCCUUACUAGUAUCCUAGAUUGCUGUCACAAUUUCUGUUUAUCGAAAUAAAAAUCUCAGCUGGAAUUGUUUCAGCUUCUGCCAAGAAAGCAUCAGUUCCAUCCUGCUGUAUAAACAUGUCAGAAUGGGAACUGUACUUGCCUGGUCAUUGUUUUGUUUUGAGGUAACUCAAAUUUAGAUCCAUUUUGCUUCAGCACUGGACUUUAACUUGGUGAGCUUGUGUUAUAAUUAUAGAAGUUUGGAAGUCUUAUCUGAUGUUAUUUGAGACUCAUCAUGGUUGUAUCAUGAAAAAUUAGUCUGUAUUCUUCAGUUAGUAUAAUUGUUGUGUGUGCUCAUCAGGUGUUUACAAUGUUGUUAGUCUAAUGUAUAUUCUAGAAUGUUCUAGAGGAUUUGAACUCAGCACUAGCCACAAGAAAUAAAACAUUUGCACUUUUAUUCUGAUACGAGUAUUUUUUUUAAACAAUAAAGUUCUUGCCGUUCUCAGUG